AUGUCUACCGUCGCCAGAUCCCUCCGUCCUUUCGCUGCUCGCGUGCUUUCGCAGAAGGCUCCUCUGACCUCCAGCGUCCGCAGGGCCUCGCCCACUCUGUGUUUCCCGCGGGGAAGUGUCAGGAGCUUCUCUCAGAGCCCUUUCUUGGAAGUCAAGAAGUACACCGAGUCUCACGAGUGGAUUGAGCUGGGCGAAGACGGCAAGACAGCCAAGAUCGGCAUCACAGAGUACGCCGCCAAGUCUCUUGGUGAUGUCGUGUAUGUAGAGCUUCCCACCGCCGACCUUGAGGUUAGCGCCGGUGAGGCCGUGGGUGCCGUCGAGUCCGUUAAGUCGGCCUCGGACGUCCUGUCUCCCGUCGCCGGAAAGGUUGUGCAGGGGAACAGUGUUCUCGAGGACAAUGCCAAGUUCAUCAACCAGAGCCCGGAGGGAGAGGCCUGGAUCGCCGAGAUCGAGGUCAGUGACGCUGCGGAGCUGGAUGGUCUACUCGAUGAGGCCGCCUACAAGGAGAGCAUCGACGAAGACCACUAA
This is a messenger RNA of Aspergillus udagawae, 528 nucleotides long. RefSeq names its product glycine decarboxylase subunit H. The transcript has 3 exons. Gene Ontology annotation, biological process: glycine decarboxylation via glycine cleavage system; protein lipoylation. Gene Ontology annotation, cellular component: glycine cleavage complex; mitochondrion; cytoplasm. The record is from RefSeq and is a predicted model, not a curated record. Lineage: Eukaryota; Fungi; Ascomycota; Eurotiomycetes; Eurotiales; Aspergillaceae. The coding region runs from base 1 to 528 and encodes 175 amino acids.